AUGGCUAAAUUAGAAACAUUACCAAAUGAAAUCCUGUGUGAAGUUUUUCAAUUCAUUACUACUCCACAGUUAUUUCAUGCAUUCGACAACCUAAACAACCGAUUCGCAUAUCUCAUUCGAAAUGUUCCAUUGCAUGUCGAAUUCUCCCGAGUGACAAAGUCAAGUCAUGAUGUAUUUUGUCGAUUAAUCGCAUCAGAUGCAGAAAUGAAGAAAAAUAUAAUUUCUCUGAGAUUGUCAAAUGAUGAAACAGUAGGAAGAAUUGAAGAUUUCGUUUCAGUGAUAUCACUCAAUCAUCUUGACAAUCUACGAUCACUAACAUUAGAUCAAGUCGACGAAGCUGGUGUACAAGUGCUGUUACCCAUGUUACGAUCGCUAUCAAAACUAUGUUACUUUUCUUUUCUCCGCAAGACAGAACUUGAAUCUGACUGUAUUCAAAGUGGAUUUGGUGCUCCGGCACCUCAACCAUUGGAUUUCAAGUCAAUUUUAUCCUCAAAACACUUGCGAACAUUAUCCUUGCCGUAUUUCAUUUGUAAUCCAAUAUCGAUACAUGAAGCAUUGAAUGUAACAUCAGCAACAUUAUUUUACGCUUGUACGAAUGAUGUAUUGCAAUUAUUUAUUAGUGCACCAUUAUUAAAACAUUUCCGUGCUCGAAAACUGUCAAAACCUUGUAUGCAAAGCGAUGCACCAACGAAUGUUGAUGUCAAUGCUGUUCAUCUAAAAGAUUUUUUGCUUGAUUGGUGUGAUGUUGAAUGUGACGAACUUGAAUUCUUAUUGAAGAGAAUACCGAACCUAAAAACGUUAUCUCUAUCAAGUUAUUACGAUGUUGAUGAACCUGUUGCAUAUUUCUGGCAAAAAUUAAUUGAAUCGUCGCUGGAACAUUUACGUGUGUUUAACUUCUGUUUCCAAUUUCAUUGCAAGAGAGACUCAAGUGAUGGUUUACACCUUUUUAAUGGAUUCCAGAAUGAUUUCUGGCACGAACAACAUCAUUGGUAUACAAAUUACACAAUUCGCCGUGGCUAUUCAGGAGCAAUUUACACUAUUCCUUAUUCAAGAAGUGAAUAUUACUUGGAUUUACCAAUAGAUUUAGAGGAUUCUGUAUUAUCAAAUGACCCAAGUACAUUCAACAAUGUCAAAAGAUUGAGCAUACGAAAUCAACAAAUUACAGAUAAUCUGCCGUACUAUUUUCAAAAUGUUCAAUCAUUAAUUCUCUCAAAAGAAUGGUAUGUCGAUAAAUAUGAAUUUUCCUAUGUAAAAUUUCUCUCUUCAAUCGUUAACACAUCAAAUGUGACAUGCUUAGAACUUCGUCCAGAUUACUUUACAGCACAGUCAGAAUUCUUAGAUUUAUUCAAAAUAUUACCUCAUUUAUCAUCUUUACACGUACAUCGAAAACACUUGAACAAGUUUUAUGAUGAUAUAAACUUAUGUCAAUACUUGAAAGGAUUGUACAUUAAAAAGUUAGACAUUUUUGUUACUUCUUAUCGACCGUCAUUCGCUCCUGAUCGAAUCGAUAUAAAGACUUGUCAACUAUUUCCAUAUCUUGAAGAGUUGUGCUGUACAUAUGUGGAUCAAGUGGAUGUUUUGUUAUUAGCUUUACAAGAAUGGUCAAAAUUAUCAUACUUAAAGACGAAACGUAUUAGUAAAGAUAUAACUUCAUGGAUAGAAGAAAACGCAUCAACAUUGAAGAUACGUAUUGAUUUUGAGUCAAUCGUAAGUGAUCUUGCUGAAGUGCAGAUGAUGAUAAUGCUGUCUGAUCCGAAUCCUGACAGUGAAUAA
Molecule: messenger RNA, 1773 nt
Organism: Adineta ricciae
Lineage: Eukaryota; Metazoa; Rotifera; Eurotatoria; Adinetida; Adinetidae
Source: the annotation of a GenBank genome assembly